AGCUGUUUGUGUUGUUCGCAUUUCAGGAUUAUUUAUAAAAUGUACAAACUAUAAAUAGGUAAACUUUCGUAACACACACUUUCUCUACAGUUUCAAGUGAAGUAGCAUCAGAGUGUUUUUGUUUAUAAAAUAUAAAGUAAUACAAAAUGCAUUGCGAUCUAGAGAUGUUUGUGUCCCUAAGGACUUUUUUGUGAUUUUAAUAUUUAUAAAUGGUGCAAUAGUGACACCGGUUUAUCGGUAUACAGAAAUAAAUCUCUGCACACUAUAUACUUGUCCUACAACUCAGUCCAGAUAAGAUAGUAACUCAAUAUUAUUAUUUCUAAUCAGAAACGUGUGACAAGCAAAUUCAUUGAAUACAGUGUUAAAUGUGCUAAUAGAUUUCGGUUAUGCUGUGAAUGUGAAUGAAAUAUUUGCAUAAAAAUGCCGGGAAAAAUAAAGGUGAAGGUUUUAGCGGGUCGGAACCUGCCUGUGAUGGACAGAGCGAGUGACACCACGGAUGCUUUUGUUGAGGUAAAAUUCGGAGGAGUCACCCACAAAACCGAUGUUUGCAGAAAAUCAUUGAACCCUCAAUGGAACAGCACGGAGUGGUACAGGUUUGAGGUAGACGAAUCAGAACUCCAAGAUGAACCACUACAGUUACGACUUAUGGACCACGAUACAUACUCCGCCAAUGACGCGAUUGGUAAAGUGGUGAUCAGUUUAGCGCCUCUGCUGGCGAGGGAGGCGAAUAAUACCAAUGGUAUCACGGGACCUCCGGGAGGUGCAGUAAUGUCAGGCUGGAUACCGGUCUUCGACACGAUGCACGGCAUCCGCGGAGAGCUUAACGUGAUCGUUAAAGUGGAGCUGUUCUCUGACUUCAAUAAGUACAAGACGUCUAGUUGUGGCGUGCAGUUCUUUCAUUGUCCAAUGAUACCACCAGGAUACAGAGUGUCUGCUAUCCACGGGUUCGUAGAGGAGUUAAUAGUUAACGACGACCCUGAGUAUCAGUGGAUAGAUAAGAUCAGAACACCCAGGGCAUCUAAUGAGGCGAGACAGGUCGCUUUCAUCAAACUGAGCAAUCAGGUACAACGUCUAGUGGGUCUCAAAGCGGCAGAGUUAGGUGCUAACGCAGUGGUCGGGUAUCAGCAAGAUUUUGACUUGGAGGGGGAAGCGGGUGUGGUGGCUAGAGCCAUUGGAACGGCUGUCAGCAUCACACCUUUACCCUUACCAAGUCAACCAAUGUCGGUACAACUAACACAACAACAGUUGAAAAAGUACUUGGACAUUUUAGCGACCGAAGACGAUAGUGUCGAUGACCUCAAGGAAUAUUACCAACAUCAUCAAGACGAAUUGCAAAUGAUUGUUAACAUAUUGAACCCUAGAACACCUUCCAUGUUAGAUGAACCAGAAAAUAAUGACGAUGAUGAUAGAACGUUCGAAAUGAUUAGACCUAACCCACAGAGUUAUUACGGAAGCCAAUCCAUCUAUCAAGACUUGGCGACCCAAAGGGGUCUGAAACACAUAUCCGAAGAUCAAUCAGAACUAAACAAACUAUUGAAUCGACAAGAUUCCGACUCAGAUUCAUCAGGUCCAAUUGGAAAAAUAAAAAAGAUGAAAACUAAUCUGUUUUCUAAACGCUUUCGCCGUCGCAAAUCGUCGAAACAAGAUGAUCAAAUAUCGAUAAAAUCGAAUACGUCGGAUACGUCACGUAUAUCGGAGAUAAAGAAUGAGCUGAAGAAGCUAAAGCGAUUGAAUGUCAAGAAAUAUGAUGAAGACGAUGAAGGUAUCAACAUGGCGUCGAUACUCGCUCGAUCAGUGAUGCACGCGCAGACUAGUCUCGCGAGAAUUUCUGAAUCGCAAGAUUCUGAACAUUCUCCAGGAUCGACUAUACGGCGUAUAAGCGAAUCUGAGCCCGUUGCUAAAACAGGUCCAGGUGAAAAUAAAGAUAAAGAAACUGGUGAUCAGAGUGAAAACAAAAUUCCAGAAAUUCAUUGCGCCUCAUUGGAAAAUUUGGCUAAUGUAGGCAAUCCUCAACCCGAGAGGAAGAUAUCCGACUCAUGCCCCACUUCACCUGUCGUUGUGCGAACUGAUAAUCUCCUAAAAUUACCAGGAGACGUGAGCUAUUAUGGUUCAGUUUCGUCUGCAUUAUCAGCUGAGAGUUCAGAUAUGUAUUCUACUUCAGAUGAAGAAGAAGACAGCUAUGGCAUGAAAUCUGACACGAUAAGUUCUGUUGUAAAGUCUGUCUUGAGACAUGACGUGGAUUCCGAGUUCAUAGCACAAAUGGAACGGAAGCUAACAGGUCUAAAUACAUCUUCUUUUGAAAAAGAGGAUAGCAACGUAUCUUCUAACGUAGAAGCACAGGAAAAUAGUCAGAAAGAGAGCCAUGAUGUUGAUGAUCACAGCGCCAUAGAUGACAAGUGUGUAUCAACAAAGUCUCAAAAUCAUCAUCACUUUUUUAAAAUCCCAAAUCCCUUCGCCCAUAGGAAGCUUUCUAGUAGCUUUAGUGCACCUUCAUCGCCAGUCGAUAAGAAAGGCUUCGUGUAUCGCUCCUCAAGGCGGAUAAAGCGACAGCUUUCGAAAAUUUCGAAAAGCAACAUGAUAAAAAGCUUAUCACAUUAUUCCCUGUUGCCGAGGAAGAAACAUCUAGAUCCGAAACCUCCAAUGAGUCAACCUGGAUCUGGUUCCGAUGUUACUUCCCGAGCACCUAGCGAUACCGUGUUGGGAACACAUUUCCUUUCCUACACCGACCUGCUUAAUCUCGAUAAAGAUGCGUUAAAUUGUAAUCGGCUUUGUAAAAGUGACGAAUUCGGGACAUCCAAGGUAUCCAUGUACAUAGGUUCCGAACCCGUUUCCAGGGCGUCAUUGAGUGGUCCUUCGAGCAUUUACAGCAAAGAUGAACAUUUCCGCGAACAGAAAUCGUUUAAGAAAGAGAAGCCAGCGAUAAAACCCGCGGGGUUAGUUCACACGGCGAUGGAGACAAUUUUGAUCGACAAAGUUCAAUCUCUGCUCAUACCGACUAGUCCAGACUUCCAGACGGCCGAGAAAAAGUUCUUCGACGACGUGCACGAAAGAUUGGAAACGGUCGAAGCAGAAAACAAAGCGAAGGAUGCGGCUCACGCAAAAGACAAAAAGGAGAAGAAGUUAAUUCGACAAGACAGCGUCCACUCGACCGCGGAAUCGGUCGGCUCGCUCAAAAUGUCCAAGGAAAGCGCCUCUAACGUCACCGCACGCAAGUUAACCCGCGCGCCGGUCUUGCAGAACUUCCACCCCAUCCUUAGCGGCGCGCACUUAGAGACGAUCCCGUCCCUGCCCGAGAGCGGCGUAGAUAGAUCCGAGAGUCUAGACGUAGAGGGCGUAGAGUCGGACACUAACAGUGCUAGCGUGUGUGGUAACUCGCAUGCGGCGUGCGAUGUUGGCAGGGAUAAGUGUGAGAGGGAGAAGGGCGACAGGGAGAAGGAGCGGGACAAGGACAGAGGGUCUCCGCGUCACGCACGUCACGAGUCGUACGGCGGCCGCGAGCCCGCCCCGCCCGCGCACCCCGCCCCGCCCGCACACCCGCACAGCGCCUCGCUGCACUCCACCUCCACGCCGAUGGGCAUACACCGCCGCUCGUCUGACUCCGACCUUAGUAUCACGCCUAAAGGUAGUUCACUGAACGCGUCUCUCGGUAACACAGGCAGUGGUGGGGGAGCGAUACUGCGUCCGUCUAUGAACAGUAAUAAUUUGGAUAUGUUAGAAUAUCCAUUCCUUACAAUGACUGAAUAUCCGCCUGGCUUUAUUGUACAUAUUGGUGGCACAGUAUGCGCGCGUUCAGUGAAGCUAGUGGACGGCGGCGAGAGCGGGUCGCGCGCGGCGUGGUGGGCGGAGCUGCGCACCGAGCUGCGGGCGCACGCGCGCGCGCUGCGCUGCUCCGCCGUGCUCGCCUACUGCGAGCGGGCGGCCAUACGGGAGGACGUGUGCGUACUGUCAGCCUCCGGAACAGCGGCAGUAAUCAAUUUAGACUGCGAUUUCAACACAGACGAGCCUUAUGUGUCAUUAGUGAACGGAUCGAAAAACACGAUAGAAGAGAGUGAGAACGAGGGCUGCAGUAUCGCGCACGUGCCGUACUCGCCGGGCUCCGGCCCGUACAGAGCUGAGCUGGCCACGUGCGGGGAGUGUCGGCGCGCUCGAGUACCAACAGUACUAUUGGCAACUUGCUCGAAACCAAACCGACUGACUUCGCACGGGAAGGCUGUUACGCUUACUGCUGUUGCUGGCAGAAUACGUAGAGCCCCUCCAGCAGCUGAACCAGGCGCUAGAGACAUCUCCGACCAGCUUCCCUUUUUGGAGUAUGAGCUGCAUAAAUUAUUACUCGCUAAGUUGAGGAUGCAGGGUGCAAAUGCGAUAUUCUCGUUACAAACCCAAAUAGCGAUCGGCGAACGCUGUGUAAUGGCAUUAGCUACGGGCACAGCUGUGCGAUUGGCCGCUUUACCGCCACCAGCACCGCCUAGGAUCAAGGCAACAGAAAAUGACAAGGAUGCUUUGGAGAUACAAAAGGCCCUGUGGGACGCGUUCACAGCAAAUAAGGCAGCUAAUGGUUAUGAUAUAGGUGCAAUAUGCGAGCCGACACGCCCAAACGACGUAGAGAGUGAAGAACCGCCCGCACUCGACCUGUGCGCUGAUAAGGACGCUUGCUUACUAGAACUGGAUGAGGCUGAAGAUGUAGAAACAGCGAAACUAUUAGCGAGUCGGAGAAACAACAUGCAAGUGUAUACAAACUCUCUCAAACCGUCAACAUCGCCAUACGCGCAACCCUAUGCGUUUAUGCAGGUAUGGCGCACACGUCUAGGGUCAGUGGGUUCGAGUGCAGAGCGUCUAGUGUCGUCCGCGUUAAGUGGAGCGGCCUACAAGUUGAGGAGAUUGCAACCAGCUGCUUUGGCCCCGCCUGCUUUUCAAUUGGAUUUGCCUGAGGACGAAAUACAGCUAGUAGUAUCAGGCACAGCCCUACCCCUCCAUGAUCCGUCAAAAUCUGAACACACGAACGGUACAGACAAGGAAGUACAGCAUGAGGACGAUAUCUUCGCGUUGGAUGAGGAACAGCUCGUGAAGAGCCAGGAGACGGCUGAUGAGAGAACUGCUGGACCGAGCGGUCGCGUAUCGCUGAGCACGCUGCCGGCGCUGAGCGGCAGCGUGUGCGCGCGGCGCGUGUGCGCACUGCGGCUGCUGUUCGUGCGCGAGACCACCGGCGUGCGCGAGCUCGGCGGGCUGAGCGGCUUCCUGCACACCUUCACUUGCGAGGUGUUGGCAAUAGUUCGCGCAUAUACAGCUGCGUUGGGCGGGAACGCGCUCACUUCCUUCUACGUCACACACCUCAUGUUGCAGGAUAAUGCGCACAAAAAUCAGGGUCAAUGUCUUCUCUCCGUUGGCGGCGAUGUUGUUCAUAUAACUUACUGACAUGACAUAUCUUAAUUAGGUAUAAAUGUAUUCAAAAACGUUUUUAUUUAUUUAUUAAUAAGUAAAUUAAAUAUUAAGAAAACCUUUAAAACACACGUUAUACAAAUAUACAAGUAGAUAAAAUUUAUCUUUAAAAAUUUAAAUUUCAUAUUGGUAUUCAUUUUCCUCUAAAUUAAAUAAUUAUUUAAAAUAAUGUACCUCGCAAUAUUAUAAUCAGAAAAAUCCUAAGCAAUAAUACUAAUAGCUUUUUAUAUUAAUUUUAAAGUGUUUGGAAUUGUUAAUUUUAUCACAACUGGUUUAGUCAUUUUUAAUAUAACGGUUUUCAGGUUAAAGCUUGCCACUUUUGAUAUAAUAUUAUUAUUGUUUUAAUUUUAUGAAAUAUAUGCGUACUUAUUAAAAUCCCACCCUUAAAACCAAAGCUCUAAGAAUUUAAAAUUAAAAAAAAAUCGUUAAAAUUAUCUGUACGAGCUUUAAUAUAAGUGUUUAUGUGUAAUUUGUUAACAAACAGAUAAACUUAUUUGAAAUUUACAGAAGCAUUAAAAACUUUAAUAAAAUGAAAAUAAUUAACUUUCCAUGUCAACCUAAAAAUAGUUUCUACCUAAUAUUUAAAAUGUGCAUUUUCCAAAUUAAUAAUUUCCAAAUUCCAUUUUCCAAUUUCCAAAUUCCAUUUUGCACGUAAAAUAAAAGCAAUAUGUAUUUAUUGUAUUAUAUAUUAAGUAUUAUCUCUUAUUUAAUAAAAUAUUUCGAUUUUUUCACUUAUUUAAGUGCAUGAAAUGACAACUGCCGUUUGUUUUAAAUGUAGAUAGAUGUAUGUUAUGUAAUUUUUCAGAUGUACUUUUCUAUUGGAAAUAAAUUGGAUGUGAUUA
Messenger RNA from Colias croceus (clouded yellow), 6278 nucleotides. Its product is annotated as C2 domain-containing protein 5. The record is from RefSeq and is a predicted model, not a curated record. Bases 421 to 5412 code for a protein of 1663 amino acids. Gene Ontology annotation, cellular component: plasma membrane. Lineage: Eukaryota; Metazoa; Arthropoda; Insecta; Lepidoptera; Pieridae. Gene Ontology annotation, molecular function: calcium-dependent phospholipid binding; calcium ion binding. Gene Ontology annotation, biological process: positive regulation of D-glucose transmembrane transport; protein localization to plasma membrane; positive regulation of protein targeting to membrane. The transcript is spliced from 22 exons.